AAUUUGGAUUGGGGUGAAUAUGUGUAAAUAAUAAUAACACCUUCAAGAAUGGCACAUUCCAGAUGAGGAAGCUGAAAAUGGGUGGAGGAAAUUCUGGAGGAGAGUCAAGGGAGGAGAUCAGGAGUAAGUGACAGGGAGGGAAUACUGGGACACAAAAGGGGGAUGAUGGCGGAAGCGAGGGUGGGUGAGAGGAUGAGAAGAAGUAGGAGAGAAAAGGGGUAAAAGGAUAGCGAGAGAGAUAGAAAGAAACAAACAAAACAGAGUGAGAGUGAAAAGGGGAGGGAAGGAGUGAGGGAGGAAGGGAGGGUGGAAAAAAUGUCCCAGAUUCCCAGACCGUUUAAUAGGGAGCAAAAGCAAAGUGUGCUUCUAAUGCAGACUGGCUGUGCAGGGGGCAAAGUGACAGUGUGUGUGUGAGUGUGUGUAAAGUGUUGGGCGUGAAAGAGAGCACAGAGAGAUAGAGUGCAUCUAUGUGUUGCUCUCUUCAUCUGCAUGUGCAUAUUGAACACAUGUGACAGCCCUCUUGGAGGGGCACAUGUGACUAUUAGCAGCUUCAUUAUGGACUUUUUCCACAUAAACUGGAAUUUUUGGCAUUUCUUCCUUUGAUUUUUUUUCCCCAAACAAGAGGAUUCAUCUAUGUGGGAAUACAUCCAAAGACACAUCACUCACUUUGCUUUGAGCCUUACUCACAUGCCCACCGCCGUGUGGGCGGUGGGCCUACCUGGAUUAUCCCCAGCGUGCGUGUUAGUGGGACCCGCUCACAGCAAACUUGGCUGAAGGACCGGAUCAAGUGAGAAGAUGUAUCUGUACAAAGCGACUUGCCCGGAUAUCCCCAACCCCAAGCAGAAGGCGUCCAGAAGGCAGAGCACGGUCCAGCAGGCCCAAGGCCUCGGUCAGGGGAGGCCGGUGGGUCAGACGUGUGCGGGAUCGGGCCAGCGAGCAUGCGUGCCUCUCAUGCUGUGGAGCGCCAACAAACCGCAGAAUACCAGAGAGCUCAAAAAGCUGGAGGAGUUUCUUAACUUCCACUCGCUGUCGCUGCACGACUCCAUUAAGAGCCAGACGGGCAUGGCGUACAGAAACCUUGGAAAAUCAGGACUAAGGGUGUCAUGCCUAGGACUUGGAACAUGGGUGACGUUUGGGGCUCAGAUAACAGAUGAGGUUGCAGAGCAGCUGAUGACCAUCGCCUACGAGAACGGGGUCAAUCUGUUUGACACAGCUGAAGUCUAUGCGGGCGGCAGGGCCGAAGUGAUUCUUGGAACCAUUAUCAAGAAGAAAUGCUGGAGGAGAUCCAGCUUGGUCAUUACAACCAAACUUUACUGGGGAGGAAAAGCAGAGACAGAGAGAGGCCUGUCUAGAAAGCACAUUAUUGAAGGUCUGAAAGGCUCGCUACAGAGGAUGCAGUUGGAGUACGUCGAUGUCGUUUUUGCCAACCGCCCUGACACCAACACGCCAAUGGAAGAGAUCGUCCGGGCCAUGACCUAUGUGAUCAACCAAGGCAUGGCAAUGUACUGGGGAACAUCUCGAUGGACGGCCAUGGAGAUCAUGGAGGCGUACUCAGUGGCAAGACAGUUUAAUCUGAUCCCUCCGGUGUGUGAGCAGGCCGAGUACCAUCUCUUCCAGAGGGAGAAAGUUGAAGUGCAACUGCCUGAACUUUAUCACAAGAUAGGAGUCGGAGCGAUGACUUGGUCACCGCUAGCGUGUGGCAUCAUCACAGGGAAAUAUGAGAAUGGUAUUCCUGAAUCUUCCAGGGCUUCCAUGAAGGCGUAUCAAUGGCUUAAAGAAAAAAUUGUGAGCGAAGAUGGGCGAAAGCAGCAAGCUAAGCUGAAAGAGCUCAACCAUAUUGCAGAGAAGCUGGGCUGCACGUUACCUCAACUAGCUGUGGCAUGGUGUUUAAGGAAUGAAGGUGUGAGUUCAGUCCUGUUGGGAACAUCCAACCCUGAGCAGCUCACAGAGAACCUUGGGGCCAUACAGGUACUUCCCAAGAUGACGUCUCACGUGGUGUCUGAAAUCGACCACAUUCUGGGCAACAGGCCGUACAGUAAGAAGGACUACCGCUCCUAGACAUUGCUUGUAGGACCACCCAGAGGUCAAGGUUGCUCCAGACUUGUCAUGCUGCUACUCCAGACCUGCUGUGGCCUGCCUGAGAUUGGAACAGACCCCGCAUUGCAUGUCUUGGUCCGUGUGAGCCGUCUUGCACGGUUCCACGAGGCUCACCUCAGGUGCAACCUGACAAGCCUCUCAUUGACGCUUUUAGUUUAGCUUAGUCAAAGUGGCCUGUUUACCAUCAGUCCGGAACAUGUGGCGGAACACGUGGCGCAGCCUGUUCAGGACAGUAUUCCUAGAGCAGGCGUGGGCAAACCUUUGUGCUCUAUGGCCACAUUUGAUUUUUUUUUCCAGGCCUAACAUGCACCGAGUGACGUUGCUGAUUGCAACACAACUGGACAAUUGCAAACCAAUUGGUGGCACCCUGGCGAUUGACCCUGUCACCCCCACUGUUCUAAUUGCCACAUUGUAAAGAAAGAAGUAGAUUGCUGUGACGGCUGUAGCUUGAUUAUAAUAACACAAAGAGAGG
Syngnathus acus (greater pipefish) is the source of this 2569-nucleotide messenger RNA. It is a transcript of the gene kcnab1a, whose product is annotated as potassium voltage-gated channel, shaker-related subfamily, beta member 1 a. Gene Ontology annotation, cellular component: voltage-gated potassium channel complex; cytoplasm; membrane. Bases 796 to 2058 code for a protein of 420 amino acids. Gene Ontology annotation, molecular function: voltage-gated potassium channel activity; transmembrane transporter binding; potassium channel regulator activity. The transcript has 14 exons. NCBI's taxonomy places the organism in Eukaryota, Metazoa, Chordata, Actinopteri, Syngnathiformes, Syngnathidae. Gene Ontology annotation, biological process: transmembrane transport; potassium ion transport; negative regulation of delayed rectifier potassium channel activity. The record is from RefSeq and is a predicted model, not a curated record.